CUUCCCGCAUUAGCUGCAGCGAUGACGACACCUAAUAUUGGUGAUCACGUGAUAACGCCAUCACAUGAGCUGACGAGAGCAAGCAGCAAUCCUAUCCCAGAAUCACCUGAGUCGAAAUGCAAGCCUCCAAAAGAUACAAACGGUCAGACGUCAGGACCCGAAGACGAGCAAUUGAAAACUCCAGGUUUGUCCUAUAUAGCUCUAAUAUCAAUGGCGAUUCAGUCCUCGAGCGAAAAGAGGAUGCUUCUGUCUGAGAUAUACUCGUGGAUUUCUGAGAGAUUCCCCUACUAUCAGUUAAAAGAAAAAAGUUGGCGGAACAGCAUUAGACACAACCUGAGUUUGAACGAGUGCUUUGUAAAAAACGGCCGGAGUGAAAACGGGAAGGGAAACUACUGGUCCAUACAUCCGGCAAAUAUCGAAGACUUUGCAAAAGGCGAUUACAGACGGCGCCGCGCCCGUCGACGUGUGAGGAAAUGUGAUGAGGACCUCCAGCGUCUGUGCUCUGAAACACCGGCAGUCGAGGUACCUGUUGCCCCGUGUCAACCUAAGGCUGCAUCUCCGGAAGGAUAUGUUCCCAUGGCAACGACAUUGGUUCCCGCCAAUUUCCUGUCCAUCUUCGGUGUUCAUCAGAAGAAACCGUACGACUACUGGACGUCGUCUGCUCGAUAUUCGCAGUACGAUUUACCACAGCCCUACAGUUACAUAGAUUCGCAAGAUCUGGCAUACAUCGCCGGUAGCAAAGACUUUGACGAUGGACCUUACAAACGCCAACGCAUUGACAAUACUACGCUACCUUACGCUCAUUUUGAUGAACCAAAUUUGACGUAUUCAAUGACGUCAUCAACUGACUCAGCACUUUAUUUGAACAACAACGUCAACGUUUGUGAAGCGCCUGUGUGUGGCUUAUUUUCUCAAUCGGAACAAGUUUGA
Dreissena polymorpha is the source of this 930-nucleotide messenger RNA. Its product is annotated as forkhead box protein D5-C-like. The transcript has a single exon. The record is from RefSeq and is a predicted model, not a curated record. The coding region runs from base 22 to 930 and encodes 302 amino acids. NCBI's taxonomy places the organism in Eukaryota, Metazoa, Mollusca, Bivalvia, Myida, Dreissenidae. Gene Ontology annotation, biological process: regulation of transcription by RNA polymerase II; cell differentiation; anatomical structure morphogenesis. Gene Ontology annotation, molecular function: RNA polymerase II cis-regulatory region sequence-specific DNA binding; DNA-binding transcription factor activity, RNA polymerase II-specific.